AUGCCUGGGCAGAAGAUUGAAACAGGUCAUACAUACAUAAUCCAUGAUGUCUUCUGGCAGGUUGCAUCGGCCUACCCUAAAUUCGGGUCCCUUCUUGCAUCACAUUCUGAUGGGAUUCUUCUACAGCACAUUCUGCUGGGGGAUUCUACAACCAAAGGGAUUGAGAAAUUUGGGACAGAUCUUAAGACCAUGCACCCUAGUUUGACUGAAUGUCGUGUUUUGAAGUCAAAAUUGGAGCUUUCUGUGAUCCAAUAUGCCAAUGGUAUAAGUUCUGAAGCUCACACUGAGGAACCUAAACCUAAGAAACGGUCCACUCCUACUGCUAAAAUUGGAUCGAAUAAAAAACCUGUUAGUAAACCUGUAAGUACUUCAGAUGAAUCUGAAUUUGAAUCUGAAUCAUCGGAUGAUAGUGAUUCAUCAGAUGAAGAAGAGGCGCCAAAAAAGCCAGCUACUGUUGCCAAGAAUGGUGCUAUUGCAACCACCAAGAAAGUCGAGUGA
Messenger RNA from Lactuca saligna, 498 nucleotides. Lineage: Eukaryota; Viridiplantae; Streptophyta; Magnoliopsida; Asterales; Asteraceae. The record is from the annotation of a GenBank genome assembly.